UAAUAACAAGCAAUAUAUUUCGGAGAUAAAUAUUUUUUUGUCUACGAUAUCUAGUAUCUAUGAUAGUUGAGAAAUUAUUUUCCAAACACUUUUUGUAAAUCAGAAAGUAAUGUAAAAGAUAAACUUUGUGAACUUACUUAAUUUACAAGGUUUAAGCAAGUGGUUUAAUUUAAAAAAUUUAAAAAUGAUUUUUAUUCUUUAUUUUCAAAUGGCAAAAAAAGGAGUAUGGGUAUUUCAGUGUUUUUAAAUUACGUACAAUUCAAGCAACUUUAUAUAAAUUAAAAAAUUUAAAACGAAGGCCUGAACUAGUACAAUGAUUGUUCUGAUUGUUAUAUCCGUUAUACUUCUGGGCUAUCUAUAUCAGAAAUGGCACUACAGCUACUGGACCAGAAGAGGUGUAUACCAAAAAGAGCCAGAGUUUUUCUACGGAAAUUUAAAAGACGUUCUCAAAGGAAAAGUUAGUCUUAAUUAUCAAUAUAAGCUUUUGUACGAUAACUUGAAAUCGCAAGGGGUCAAAUAUGGAGGACAUUACGAACUCAUGAAACCAUCAUUCAUUCCCGUUGACUUGGAUAUUGUGAAAUCUGUUAUUCAGAAAGAUUUUAGCAGUUUUGUGAACCGUGGUAAUUACGCAAAUGAAAAAAAUGAUCCUUUGUCAGGGCAUCUGGUGUUCCUGGAGAAUGAAAAAUGGAGGAAACUCAGGGCAAAGUUGACACCUACGUUUACUACAGGUAAAAUGAAGAUGAUGUUUCCAACAAUGGUCGCCUGUACAGUGGAAUUAAAAAACAUUCUAGAAAAAGAAGCUACUCACACCGAUGGUGUAGAUAUCAAAGAAAUAAUCUCAAGAUUUACAACCGACAUUAUAGGAUCUGCAGCUUUUGGCAUCGAUUGUAAUAGCCUCAAGAACCCCCAAUCGGAGUUCAGGCAGUUUGGUAUAAACAUAUUCAAAGGAAGUGGUCAAAAAGGUAAAUUAAGAUUGCUAGCGAGAACCACUUUCCCCACGUGGAUACUUGAUUUAAUGAAACUGAAGAUGCUUUCUCAAGAAAUGGAUGACUUCUUCAUGGGUAUGAUAAGAAGUACCGUAGACUACCGAGAGAAGAACAAUGUCUUCCGACGCGACUUCAUGCAUCUACUACUUCAACUCAAAAACAAAGGUAGAGUCACUGACGACGAAGACAUUCGACCUGAUGACCAUAAAGACCCGAACGGUCAUUACUUGUCGUUUAAUGAAGUAGCUGCUCAGUGCUUUGUCUUCUUUAUCGCUGGUUUUGAAACUUCGUCGACUGCCACUACUUUUACACUAUUUGAGCUGGCACAGGACCAAGAAAUUCAAGAUAAGUUGAGAGAUGAAAUUAGGACUGUAUUAAAGAAGCAUAAUAAUGAGAUUACAUAUGACGGGAUUCUGGAGAUGACGUACUUGGAUCAAGUGCUCAAUGAAUCUCUUCGUCUUCAUCCACCAGCUGCAAGCAUAGGAAGAGUGUGUAACGAGGACUUUAAAAUUCCGAAUACAGAUGUCAUCAUUGAAAAAGGAAUUAGGGUAGUCAUACCAACCUUAGCCAUACACAGAGAUCCAGAUAACUACCCUAAUCCAGAUCUAUUUGACCCAGAAAGGUUUAGUGAAAAAAAUAAAGCUAAUCGACAUCCUAUGGCUCAUUUACCUUUUGGAGAAGGACCAAGAAUGUGCAUUGGUUCAAGAUUUGGACUAAUGCAAACGAAAGUUGGACUUGUAGCUGUUUUAAAAGACUUUAAAAUAACACUCAAUAAGAAGACUAUACUACCUAUAACGUACUCUCCAAAAUCUAUAAUCAUUAGUAUAAAUGGAGGCUUAUGGAUAAAUUUGGAGCCUAUAAAAUAAAUAAAGUAUUCAAAAAGUAAAGUGUUCAUAGAGUUUAAAAAUCCACGAGAAAAAAGUUUUCCUGUAGUUGGCUGUAUACCAUAUAUUACAAAAAUGAAUAAAAUUCGUUAUAAAAGGUAUAUCGCGCCUUCAGAAAUAUAAUUAGACAAGGCGGAAACGGCGGGUUCAUUGGGAAAAAUAUUCCCAUGAGAUAUUUUUGCAUAAUCACAUUCGUGAGACAUCCCAGAAUAAGGUUCAAGAAGUCGCCCACGAGAAAAGUGGGCCAAUUUUUUUUAACAAUUUUUUUUAAUCAAAUUGCAAAAAUCAAUAUUUUGGGCCCGCACAAUUUUUUUUUAGAUUUUUUGGACCAUUCUGGACAAAAAAGGUCUCUUAUAAUUUUUCUCUAAAGUUGAUAUUUUUCGAGUUGUAAGCAAGUUAAAAUUUGAAAAACUCGAAAAUGGCUAUUUUUAAGACUUAAUAACUCGGUCAAAAAUUAUUAUUAUGAAAGUCAGAAAGUGACUAAAUCAAAGUUUGAAGUUGCCGUUACAUGAUCCUGAAGAAAUCUGUGUCACUAAUUUACUACUAAGCUGUUAUUUUUAAUUAAUAACAAUGAGUGGUUAGAUACUAUUGACGCUGCUGGAAAUGUGAGUGCGAGUAAGAUACACAAUUGGACUGCUGGAAUGGCUUCUCUCUCGCACUCAGCAUUUACAGCCCCGCACACGUGCAUGACGCUUAUUAUUAUUACUUAAAAAUAACAGCUUAGUAAUAAAAUAAUGACAAACAUUUCUUCAUGAUCUUGUAGGGGGGGCGUUAAACUUUGAUUGAGUCAUAAUUGACGUUCAUAAUAAUAACUUUUAACCGAGUUAUUAAGCCUUGAAAAUCGCCAUUUUUCGUUUUUUUCAAUUUUAAAUUGCUUAUAAGUCGAAAACGAUCAACUUUAGAGAAAAAUUAUAAGAGACCUUUUUUGUCCACAAUGGUCCAAAAAAUUAAAGAAAAAAUUGUUCGGGCCAAAAAUAUUGAUUCUUGCAAUUUGAUUAAAAAAAAAUUGUUAAAAAAAAAUUGGCCCACUUUUCACGUGGGCGACUUCUUGAACCUUAUUCUGGGAUGUCUCACGAAUGUGAUUAUGCAAAAAAAUCUCAUGGGAAUAUUUUUCCCUUCGAACCCGCCGUUUUCGCCUUGUCUAAAUGGAUCAACUCAAAAUUUGUGUUAACUGUGAUUUAAAUGAUAAGGGCACAAAAUGAAAUUCUCUACCGGUUAGCGCUGACAGAGAGAGAAAACGAAUAUUAAUGGUUCAGUAACUAUAUUUGUGCCUCUCUUUUAUUCUCCUCGCCCACCUCUCGUUUUUACUACUACAAGGUAGCAAUCAGUAACAUGUCUUUCUAUGACGAAAAUCCUGGUGAGUUUGUGCUUUAACAUUUUGUAUUACUCGUAUAUAGAACAGUUUUUAGUUGAGCCGUUAUAUUAUGCAAAAUAUAAUAAAUGAAUAGGUCUAAUUCAUAAUAGAUCGCUAUUUUGCAUAAACAGUGACAGGCCAUUAAUAAUAUAAGGGAUCAAACUUAAAGAGUUCCUUAUUUUUGUUAUGUUUUUUUUGUAUACUAUAUGGGACUAACUUAAAAGUAUUUUUUUCCAUUACGUGUAAUUAAAUGAAUUUAUUUAUAUUAUUAUUUUUUGUCAUUGCUAUUGAUAGUUCAAUUAUCAAAUAACAAAUCUGCCAAAUUUCACAUUUAUAACUUAAAUGAUAAGCAUGUUAUUUGAAAAAAUAGCUGAAAUGUUAGAAACCAUAAUCUUUAAACGCGAUUUCCCAACAAUCUACUUUUUUGAGUUGUGCUUCUAUAUUACUGAGGGUGCGAUAUAUGUUAAAAUCCCUAAAAAGGGCUAUAUCAUAGAACUAGUUUUCACAGAACAAAAAACUUUGCAUUAUCUUAUCAGGUUAUACGCAUUUUAGGUAAGCACUGAUGAUGGUCGGCCAUCCGAUCGAAAACUAGAUCUGUGAUGUAGCCCUUUUUAGGGAUUUUAACAAAUAUACCUUUUAUAAAGGAUUUUUUUUCGUUUUUGUUUAUAGAGUAUUAUUAAGUUUGAAAAAUAAUUAAAUAAAUCAAAAUAUAAAAUU
Messenger RNA from Diabrotica virgifera virgifera (western corn rootworm), 3941 nucleotides. Its product is annotated as cytochrome P450 6a2-like. The record is from RefSeq and is a predicted model, not a curated record. The transcript is spliced from 5 exons. NCBI's taxonomy places the organism in Eukaryota, Metazoa, Arthropoda, Insecta, Coleoptera, Chrysomelidae. Gene Ontology annotation, molecular function: heme binding; oxidoreductase activity, acting on paired donors, with incorporation or reduction of molecular oxygen; iron ion binding. The coding region runs from base 314 to 1852 and encodes 512 amino acids.